Messenger RNA from Cricetulus griseus (Chinese hamster), 4060 nucleotides. NCBI's taxonomy places the organism in Eukaryota, Metazoa, Chordata, Mammalia, Rodentia, Cricetidae. The record is from RefSeq and is a predicted model, not a curated record.
AUGGCUGCCCUGACUCCUUGUGGGCAGACGCUAGAUGGCAAACACAAGUUGAAUGCAGAAUUGUGCCCUCUUGGCAGGCGGAGCAUGAAGCGGAAGGCACUGUUCACCUGUCCCUUCAAUGGAGACUGCCGAAUCACCAAGGACAACCGUCGCCACUGCCAGGCCUGCCGGCUCAAACGCUGUGUGGACAUCGGCAUGAUGAAGGAAUUCAUCCUAACAGAUGAGGAGGUGCAGCGUAAGAGGGAGAUGAUCAUGAAGCGAAAGGAGGAAGAAGCCUUGAAGGACAGUCUGAGGCCCAAGCUAUCCGAGGAACAGCAGCGCAUUAUAGCCAUCCUGCUGGAUGCCCACCACAAGACCUAUGACCCCACCUAUGCUGACUUCAGGGAUUUCAGGCCUCCAGUUCGUAUGGAUGGGAGUGAAAGGAGCUAUCCUGCAGGGCCCACACUCAGCUUCUCCGGGGAUUCCUCCUCCUCCAGCUCCGAUCUGUACACAACGUCACUGGACAUGAUGGAACCAUCCAAUUUUUCCAACCUGGAUCUGAAUGAAGAGGACUCUGAUGACCCUUUGGUGAGCCUGGAUCUGUCCCAGCUCUCCAUGUUGCCACACUUAGCGGACCUGGUCAGCUAUAGCAUCCAAAAGGUCAUCGGCUUUGCCAAGAUGAUACCAGGAUUCAGGGAUCUCACCUCUGAUGACCAGAUUGUACUGCUCAAGUCAAGUGCCAUUGAGGUUAUCAUGUUGCGCUCCAAUCAGUCUUUCACCAUGGAUGACAUGUCCUGGGACUGUGGCAGCCAGGACUACAAGUAUGAUGUCACUGAUGUCACCAAAGCUGGGCACACCCUGGAGCUGAUCGAGCCCCUCAUAAAGUUCCAGGUGGGGCUGAAGAAGCUGAACUUACAUGAGGAGGAACAUGUCCUUCUCAUGGCCAUCUGCAUCGUCUCCCCAGACCGACCUGGGGUACAGGAUGCCAAGCUGGUUGAAGCCAUUCAGGACCGUCUAUCCAACACACUGCAGACUUACAUCCGCUGCCGCCACCCACCCCCAGGCAGCCACCAGCUCUAUGCCAAGAUGAUCCAGAAGUUGGCUGACCUGAGAAGCCUCAACGAGGAACACUCUAAACAGUACCGCUCCCUCUCCUUCCAGCCCGAGAACAGCAUGAAGCUCACACCCCUUGUGCUAGAGGUGUUUGGCAAUGAGAUCUCCUGACCAGGGUGACCCACAGUGGUGCCUGGGUGGGGCCGCUCCUCCAGGGCCCUGUACCCAAGCUCUGGGCUGGUUGCAGCCCAGCAGUGCCUCCUGCCCCUUCUGGAGUUCAGUCCUUCCUCUGCCAUCGCCCAUGUCUGUCUAGCCCAACCUUUCCCCUGCCCAGCCUGUCUCCCUUUCCUGCAGACCACAGGUUGGCCCUGUCCCUUGAGACUUGAGUUAUGAGAGACUGCUAUUCAUUUGACAAAGAAAGUCAAGUGGGGGUAGAGGGCAGAGGCUGCAGGCAGAGCCCUGCCUAAGCAUGUUCCCACUAUUAGGGGCUGCUGCUCGUUUCAAGGGAGGCAGGCAGGAGAAAUGUGCCCAUGCCUCAGGGACAGCUACCUGUACCUCCCCUGACUCUGGCCCCACCUGCCCAGAGCUUGGUGGGAAAUCCCCUACCCCUGCCAAAAAGGGUACACAACUUACCCACAAUCCCCUGCCUCCCAUCUCAUCCUGCCGCCAGUGUGUGCUAUUCCAUCCCAGGGCAGUAGCUCACUGUGGGGUCUCCUUCCUCUGCCAUUAUAUUCACAGACUCAUUCACUGCCAAGAUGACCAAACACACAAUCACAUUAGCCAACGAGUACUCACCUAGCACUGUAGUUCCAGCCUUUCAGGAUUUGUUAUGGGAACCCCCAGGCCAGCACCUGUGGUAUGGGCCUUCUUCUUCAUUCCCAGAACCACUGACCUAGAAAAACACCCGAGGAAAGGCCCCUGGAAUGGAACACAAGCCCAAGUAACAAAGUCAGACUCCCAGCAGGACCAUGAAUGGAGACACCUCUGUCCUUGUCAUCAAGCCCAGGGUCCCUCAGCCUGGAGAUACUGGGAUCUCUUCUCUCACCUACAGAUGUGCCCGGACCAAAUGUCCCCAACUUUCAGGAAAUUCCCAGCCCUGUCUUCACCCCUUACCCUGCCAGUGCCUUACCACCUACCUAGGAAAACACCUCUUUCUUGGGCCUCACCCUCUGGUCACCAAGAAUGUCCCAAAAGUCAUUUCAGCUUUCCCAACACUCCCAUUUGGAUCAGCAGUGUCCAUCUGGUAGAGGGGGAUGGAGGAAAACCAAGAGCUGCCCACGUGGGCCUCCAAGCCUGCUUUACAGAUAGAAAACCAGACAGGAGUACUCCACACCUCGGGAUAAGUGGAGAGGUGGUCAGAAUGUGUGGGGUACAGUGAUAUGGGGCCAGUUCCCUCCUGAUUCCCUCAUUCCACCACUUCAUAGUCAGUGUAGAUCUAUGAAAUGAACAGGUGAUGGACUAGGUAUGUAUCUUCAAACUCUACUUCUUCCUCUGCAGCAGCCCAGCCCAGCCCGGGAGUUUGGAACCCUGAUCUUGCUCACCCCCAGCACACCCCUUUCUGAUAAUGGGUUGUAAGUGUGUGGGACCCAUACAGAAGAGGUUCUCAUAGGGGGACUCACAGAAGGCCCUCAGGUAAAUGUUAGAUUUGGGGAACACAGCCACAUUGAAAGCACCAGCAGAAUGCUAAUGUCAGUGGGAAUUGAGCCCCAGAUGUGUCCUUCUAUCUACAUUAAAAAAAAAUUUCCCUGAAAAUCCUGGGGGAGAAAACAUUUAACAUUGAAAGAAUCAUUAGUGCCCACCUGGCCCUAUGUUUCCCAGAAUUCAAUUGGAAAAUAUCUGGGGCCACAUUCUUGUAUUGCAUAAUGGCAGUCAGAAGACUUCAUUUAAGAUUUAUUGGAUCAUGGUUGUCUUACAGGAUUACACCCCACCUAUACUGUGUUCUAACACUGAGGUGGCAACACCUGAAUUAGCGAUUUAUGAGUGUGUGUGUGUGUGUGAAGAUACUGUACAUUGAUGAUUAUUGUUACUCCACAAAAAAAACUAGAGAGACCUUUGAUUUUAGCUGCAGAACACAUUGAUCCAGCUCACUAUUCAAUGGGAGGGAAAGUUUGAAAAUUGCUAAGCUACUGCAACCCCUUUAUGAUGAGAACCUGCUAUUAGAGGAGAGCGUGGUCUACUGGGGCUCUUACAAGUAGAAACAUCCCCAGGCCUGGAGAAACUUGGAACUUAUGGUCCUGGGCCAUUUUAUAUCAAGCCUGUUUACCACUGCUCUGGUAGUUGACCCAAGAUUUGAGGAAGCCCUGGAUUUUAGAGCAAACCUUCAUCUGGACUUUCUUUUUAUCCUGAGUAAAAAACCCACUCACCCAUCCAAAGGAGGAGGGAAGGCACUCCGGCCUCCCUGAGUGAGGCCUGGCUUUUGGAUUCUCCACCUCAGCCCCGUGUGCUGCUAUUGUCUUGUCAGUCUUUGGAAAGCCUCUCUUUCUGUCCUCUUCCCUUCCUGCCCUCUCAAUGAAACUAACGGGCCAGAGAAGGCCAGUUACUCAGCCCAAGGGCCCACCACCACCGAGGGAGCCUCCCAAGGGAAGCCUAGGAACUGGGAGGAAAACAAAACAGGGCCAGGUAGGGUUUAGGAGCAUCUAGUUUGUUUAUUCUGAACACGCAAAGGUAGGCGUUGAAAGAGCUCACACUUCUGAGAGGUAUUUUAUUAGACAUGAAGGAGAAAUGGACAGACACCAACAUGGAAAAUCAGCAAGAUUUCCUGAGCUAGGCAAAUCCUCCUGCUGUCUAAGUGGAAGGAAGUAGGGGAGUCCCAGCCAGGCCAAUAGUCAUGGCUGAGACAAAUGACAAACAUGGCAGAAGGUAGACAUCUAAAGAGCCUACCUCCAAAGAGGAAAAAAAAACGUUUUCCAAGAGCUUGCCAAAUAAACCAAUGAAAAUGCUUUGCUGAUGGUGAUAAAAGUGGCUCAUCCAUACACAGCACUUACUUUGUGACAAGUACCGCUGUAAAUAAACGCCUCAUGAAAACCAA